AGUUCUAGUCCUUCUCCUUCUUUUACCCAACUCAUUAUUCCCCACAUUUUUGUUUCAAUGGCAGCCCGCAGAGCAGCUUCGAUUCUUCUUAUCGCCGUUCUGGCCCUCUCCAGUACCUUCGUCUUCGCUGACGAAGAGACUGUCAAGAACGAGACCGGAUUGGCGUUGUCGCGUGCCAAGAGACAGUGCUGUUCAUCCAACUCCAACUCAUGCUGCGGAAACAACAACAACGUGCAAUGCAUCCCAGUUUGUCUGCAACAGUGCCAGAGCUCAUGCCAAACAUCCCAAUGCAUCCAACAAUGUCAGCCAGCUUGUAACCAACAGUGCGGAGGAAACAACCAAGUCAUCCUUCUUCCACAAACCAACAACUGCAACCAAUGCCAACAACAAUGCAUCAGCUCCUGUGCCACCCCAAUCUGUGCUCAAUCCUGCAACAACCAAUGCUCCAGCUCUUGCGGAAACUCUGCUCCACAAAUUGUCGUUCUCCAACCACAACAGAACCAAUGUGGAUCAUGCCAGUCUUCCUGCCAACAGACUUGCCCAACAUGCAACUGCCAAUCUGCUUGUGCUCCAGCCUGUGGAGGAAACAACAACAAUCAGCAAAUCAUCGUUGUUCAACAGGACAACUCAUGCUCAUCCAACUGUAACAACCAGUGCUCCAGCUCCUGCAGCACCCCAAUCUGCAUUCAGUCCUGCCAAUCCUCCUGCCAACAGGCCUGCCAGCCAACCUGCCAGCCACAAUGCAUGCCAUCCUGCUCGUCUAGCUGCACAUCCAACCAGGCUCCAAUCGUCAUCGUCGCUCAACAAGGAGACUCAUGCUCCAACUCGUGCUCCAACCAGUGCCAGUCUGCCUGCCCAACUCCAAUCUGUGUCCAACAGUGCAACUCUCAAUGUCAAUCCCAGUGCUCGAACUCUUGCUCCGGAAACAGCUGCAACCAACAACAGGUCAUUGUCCUCCAACAACAAGACAACUGCCAGAAUCAAUGUCAAUCUUCCUGCAUGAACACUUGCCAAUCAUCGGCUACCGUUCUUCAAUGCCAGCCAAUUUGCCAACAAACCUGCCAGAAUACCUGUCAACAAGCCGCUCAAAUCGUUGUUCCAUGCCAAUCGAGCUCUUCUGGAUGUGGAUGCUCAUCUGGAUAUUCUCAAUGCGGUGGAUCAUGCUGCCGUCGUCGUUAAGCAUCCCCUUCCCUGAAUUCUAUGAACGAAUUCUUACCGUAUCCGCGUUUUCUAUGCGACAACUUCUGUUUUCGUUUCCCCAUCCCACUUCUCACAUAACUUUUAUUAUGACAUUGUCUGUAAAUAAGUGGUAGCCAUGUGAGGUGUCUAAUUAUUUUAUUAUUGUUCCCUUCUUUUUCAUGAUGUUUCAUUGUCCUUGAGUUUCGACAAUAAAUUAUUCUAAUUU
This is a messenger RNA of Caenorhabditis elegans, 1405 nucleotides long. It is a transcript of the gene abu-14, whose product is annotated as Activated in Blocked Unfolded protein response. The coding region runs from base 58 to 1179 and encodes 373 amino acids. The record is from RefSeq and is marked reviewed. The transcript is spliced from 3 exons. Lineage: Eukaryota; Metazoa; Nematoda; Chromadorea; Rhabditida; Rhabditidae.